AUGAGGGUAACGCAGGAGAACAGAAAGAAAGAGCGGCGGAAAAAGCGUCAUGAUUCUGACUCCCCAGUUUGGAAGAAUACUAGGCGAAGCAGUUCGUGUGAUGUGUUGCAGUCAAAGUAUUCCGAGAUUGCACCAAGUUCUUCUGUGGACGACGUUACCACUCCGGGCCGAAUGAAGGGAAAUAAGAAGAGCACUAGUGUGAAUCGAUCAUGGCCGAACUCACCUAUCAAGGGAUGUCCAUUUGAAGAUCCGAAUUGUAAUGACAUUGGCUUCGGACUUGCGCAGAAUGGCCAAAGCCGCACUCAAGUGGUGUGGUCUCAAGUGACUCAAUAUCAUCGCCGGAAAGGGUUUCCCGACAAUCAUCACGGCAGACCUCCCCUGAGAUCUCGAGGAACAGCUCAGACAUCGUUGGGCGAAAGAACACAAGAGCUGAUGCAGACCAGUCAAAUGGCUCAGAAGAAAAGGAAGCAAAUUCGAAGAACACUGGGUCACUUAACAUCUCGUGCACAGCAACGAUACGGAGUAGUCAGACUCAAAGAAGUCAGCCAGCCCCGUCGUGUUCUGCCCAAAGUUGGUACCAAGGAGAGAAAAGCAAUUCUCGCAGAGGACGCUAAGCGGCGUACACGUGAUUCAGCAAACAAAUAUCGCUGUCCUCACUGCACAUAUUCUGCUCCAUUUCCCAGCAAGAUCAAACGUCACAUUCACAACAAACAUAGUGGCUCACACUCGUGCUCAAAAUGUGGGAAAAAGUUCGACGAAUACUCAGAACUGCGUGCGCAUGUCGCAAAAGAACACCCGACAGUUCAUCGUUGUCAGUAUUGCCAGUUUUCUAACAAGAUACUUGCCGAAGUUCGAAAGCAUACUGUCUCUAACCAUGAAAAAGGUGUCGCUUGUACUGUGGCCGGCUGCAAUAUGCGCGUUGCAAGGAGGCGCUUAAGACAUCACUUGCAAACCAUGCACCCAGAAAGGAUACCGUCCUCAUGUCCACGUGACGUGCAUUCGAAGGUUUCCUUGGCUGAAGACGAUUCAUGCUUCACAUGCUCUCAUUGUGACUUCAUCACGAAUGAUUUGGAAGAUUUCAAUGCACAUUUGAUGAAUGUUCACGAAAGAGGAAUACUGUGCCCAAUGCCGGAUUGCACUCUUUACAUUUUGCUGGGUGAUCUGGAUAAUCACUUGCGUUCGGUUCACGGGGAAUGUGACGGUAGUCCUCACGAAGAAAUCGCCAGUGGUCGAGAAUUUGAGGAAACGAGUUGCUCUUCAGUGCCGGUAUCCGUGACCAGACGGUUGGCUAGUUGUACAACGGCAUCGGUAUCAGAAUGUGUGUCAACGUCAAACAAUUCAGACGAUCUGCCUUCAGAUUGCGAUGAGCUUGAUGUCCCUGAGAAACCUUCGUUUGGAAAACUGAAAGGGAAUGGUGUUGGUAUGCAGUGCGCUCUGUGUGGAAAAUACUAUCGGAAUCCAUAUCUUUUGAAGAGGCACAUACGUAGUGUACACGACAAAGCGUACUCUCAAUAUAGAAGGACGAGGAAGAAUGUAUGCAGUUGGGAAGGGUGUGAAAAGGCUUUCACUACUCCUGGUCUACUAGAGGAUCACAUGAAUUACCACAAAGGAAUAACACCGUAUCGCUGCAAUUCAUGCGACAUGUCGUUUGCGGCGAGAGCUCGAUUUGCUGUUCAUCUUUCUAAAUAUCACAGAAUGAGCAUACGUGAUUAUACAAGCAUGGCAGCAUUUCGUGAUAAUCACUAUGACUAG
Messenger RNA from Cooperia oncophora, 1752 nucleotides. The record is from the annotation of a GenBank genome assembly. NCBI's taxonomy places the organism in Eukaryota, Metazoa, Nematoda, Chromadorea, Rhabditida, Trichostrongylidae.